This is a messenger RNA of Verticillium nonalfalfae, 1164 nucleotides long. RefSeq lists its product as uncharacterized. Bases 1 to 1164 code for a protein of 387 amino acids. The record is from RefSeq and is a predicted model, not a curated record. The transcript has a single exon. NCBI's taxonomy places the organism in Eukaryota, Fungi, Ascomycota, Sordariomycetes, Glomerellales, Plectosphaerellaceae.
AUGCCUCCCAAGCGAUACGUGCCUCCGCGGCCUCGUGCCCACAGAACCGGCUCGCAGACCAAUUCGGCAGAAGCAUCUUUGCAGGCACAGGUCCCUGCUAUGAAGCAUCAGCAGGCCUUCCCGUUCGGCCGUCUAUCAGGAUCAGAACCAUCUGCCCCAGGAAUCGUCCAGGAGGGCACCUCCAAGCCUCACCCCUCGUUCCCUCCCACUAGACAGAAGCCUGGAGCUCCCCCAAGCAAGCGUCUCAAAGUAGAAGACACGCCCACAGCGGAAGACCCGUCAUCUUCUACUGGAACGACAGCCCGCGACCUGGCGAAACCAACCGCCAACACGUUGACCUCGGACCAGCACGAUAUUCUUCUACGCCAUCGCCUGUCGGCCCCUACCAUACAUACUCUUGUCUCUAUCCCAUGUGCUGCUUCACCCAACAUCAUCCUUCAGAAAGCAUGUCUAGCCACCGAGAUCAACUCGCACCCUCUACUCCCGGGCGAAAAAGCUCUCUUCUCUACCCUCAACGCCGCGGCAACCACAAUCUGGCCGAUCGCUCUGUCCACGCCGACCCUGGCUUGGCACAAAGCCUUCCUCAUUGCCCAGAACCAUCCCACCGGACGAUCCUGGCUGUACAUCCCACGGAUCACACCCCGCGAUCGAACCGCUCUCGGCGAAGAGUCGAAGCACAUCACCUCCCUCGUCCGCCGCAUCCUCCGCUGCGCCGCCGACCUCGCCGCACUCCGCCACGACGGCGUCACCGUCCGCCGCGCUCUCGAGCUCUCGCGCUCCAUCGCCGCCGCCGCGUGGGAGGGCGACACGCACGAGCUGCAGCAGGUCGCCGCUAUUGGCCCCAAGAAGAUCGAGAUGCUCGAGGCCGCCGGCAUCUCGACCGUCCGCGCCCUCGCCGAUACCGAGUUCUACAACAUUGAUCGCAUCCUGAAGCGGAACCCGCCCUUUGGCAUGAACACGGUCCUCCAGCUCAAGGCCUUCCCCCGUCUCCUGCUGAAGGCCCGCUUCGAACGCUGGGCUGCCAAGUCCGACAUGCCCGCCAUUGACGCCCUGCCCGAGAAGGUCGUCCGCGUGCUCGCGCCGGGCCUGCGCCUGGCCAUCGUGCGCGCGAGGCUCCGCUGCCUCAACGACGACAUGCCCCUCUGGCGAGAAAAAGUGCACUAG